Messenger RNA from Olea europaea var. sylvestris, 841 nucleotides. Its product is annotated as receptor homology region, transmembrane domain- and RING domain-containing protein 3-like. Gene Ontology annotation, biological process: protein ubiquitination. The transcript has a single exon. Gene Ontology annotation, cellular component: cytoplasm. Gene Ontology annotation, molecular function: zinc ion binding; ubiquitin protein ligase activity. The record is from RefSeq and is a predicted model, not a curated record. NCBI's taxonomy places the organism in Eukaryota, Viridiplantae, Streptophyta, Magnoliopsida, Lamiales, Oleaceae. The coding region runs from base 83 to 742 and encodes 219 amino acids.
UCACCAAAGUUUCUCUCAUUAUCAAGUUCUGCUGCUCUGUGAACUCUUGUGUUUACCGUCUUCUUCUUUCAAAUCUUGAAAUAUGGAAUACCAUAGACGCCAUACAUUUAUAGAUAUGGAUUACCCUCCAGAGCCUGUCCAUUCAUCCAUAUCAACAAAUCAUCUUCUCGUCGAAUUCCGUUUCCAGACCACAAAACGCUUGCUCAAGUAUAAUAAUGUGGGACUCCUGGAAUCUGUUACCGAAACUCAAGAACAAGAAACUUCGAAAACUAUUUGUCUCGAAUCAUCUGCAUUGUUCGCUGAUUUGAAACAAUUUGUCGACGUGGAACUCGCAAGUUAUGAUAUAACACCUCGGAGCCGUCAACAACGACUUUCUAGUCUUCUGACUAGCUUCGCACUCUUGCGCUGGAAGAAGUUUAUAGUAGUGGGUAUAAGGGAGGUUCUUGAAAUACGGUUGAUUGAAAGGACAUUGCAGGAGUCGUUCGAGGAAAGUGAUGGCGUCGAUAUGGUGCCUACAAGCAUGGACACGAUCAUGUCACUACAGAAGAAGGAGAUGGAAUAUAAGAAAGAUGGCACUGCGUUAGAAAGUUGCACGAUAUGCUUGGAAGAUAUCUCAAUGGGGUCAGUUGUUUCGACCUUGCCGUGCAGGCAUGUAUUCCACGGUGAUUGUAUUUCAAGUUGGCUAAAAAGAAGUCACUACUGUCCUAUUUGCCGGUUCGAGAUGCCUAUUGCUGUUGAUUAAGCCUUUCUUGAUGAAUGUUUGCAAGAAUCAUAGAUUUCAGAAUUGUUUUGUAACUUGUUCGAUUUUUGUUAUUAGGUUUUUAUUCUUGAAGUGUUUCAG